AUGGAGACUUCCCGGCAGCAAAAUAAUGCUACCAGCCAGAGCGAUUUUGAGCAGAUCGGAACUGCAGCCAAUGAAGUCGCGGCGUCCGAUGACUUGAUAGAUGAAAUCACAUGGCCAGCUGUCGCAAUCCUUGUUUCGGGAUUCUUUGCAAACUUUAUAGUCUUUGGAAUUGGGUUUAGUUACGGUGUUUUCCAGGAGUUUUACCUUUCCCCAAAAGGUCCACUCUAUGGCCAGAAACAGUCCCAAGUCGCUAUGAUUGGAACCUUGGCCACCUCUUUGACAUAUUGUGGGGGCAUAUUUCAAAACUUCAUAAGGAAUCACUACUCUACAAGACUGAGCAUGAGCUGUGGUACUUUGAUGUUAGCAUUGGGGAUGAUUCUCGCAGGAAGCUGCACUCAAGUCUGGCAAUUUAGUCUGACACAGGGAGUCAUGUUUGGAAUCGGCUCAUCAACGUGCUAUCUACCUCCUGUCAUUUACGGUCCCCAAUAUUUCAAGAGAUGGAGAGGCACCGCAAACGGGAUAAUCUUUUCUGGUACCGGAUUCGGUGCUCUUUCAUUUGCAUUUCUCACAAGGUAUUUGCUGACUGCUAUUGGCUGGCGAUGGACUUUGAGGACUCUUGGUCUUAUAUCACUGAUUGUGGUUGGGACAUGCAGUCAAUUUGUGACUCCUCAUCCAGAUUAUGUUGCACAUUCAGACUCUCUCGUGCUGAACAUGUCAGUCAUUAGAUCGAGAAAGUUCCUUCUUCAAAUACUAGCAGCAGGCUUUCAGUCGCUUGCAUACUUGAUUCCCCUAACGUAUAUGUCGUCCUACGGUAUAACUUUAGGUUUUACUGAGAACCAAGGAGCGACUUUCAUUGGUAUCAAUAAUGCGAUAAACGCAGUUGCAAAAAUUGCGGUAGGUCGUGCAGCAGAUCAUGUUGGACGAGUCAAUAUGCUCGCAAUUUGUUGUCUGUCGAGCACGGUGGUGGUGUUUGCCCUCUGGCUUGUUCCGCAACGAGAAACAUUCACUACUUUCGUUGUUCUGUAUGGUGUGACUUCAGGCCCGAUAAUUUCUCUUUUACCUGCCACUCUAGUUGAAACAUUUGGAAUCUCGUUAUACCAUUCCGUUUCGGGGCUACUAUAUUUCUCUCGUGGGGUUGGAAACGCACUUGGGUCCCCAAUUGCAGGUCUUCUCGUGGGAACUUCGGCCGAGAGACCAUCUAAUUACAGAAGCGUGAUUAUUUACACCGGCACGGCAUUAGCCAUGGCAUCGUUGCUAGUUGUAUCAUUUCGACUCAGCGUCAACAAAAGGCAUUGA
Ogataea philodendri is the source of this 1296-nucleotide messenger RNA. RefSeq lists its product as uncharacterized. Gene Ontology annotation, cellular component: fungal-type vacuole membrane. The transcript has a single exon. The record is from RefSeq and is a predicted model, not a curated record. Bases 1 to 1296 code for a protein of 431 amino acids. Gene Ontology annotation, molecular function: transmembrane transporter activity. NCBI's taxonomy places the organism in Eukaryota, Fungi, Ascomycota, Pichiomycetes, Pichiales, Pichiaceae. Gene Ontology annotation, biological process: transmembrane transport.